This is a messenger RNA of Penicillium paradoxum, 1806 nucleotides long. Its product is annotated as Zn(II)2Cys6 transcription factor. The record is from RefSeq and is a predicted model, not a curated record. Gene Ontology annotation, cellular component: nucleus. Gene Ontology annotation, molecular function: DNA-binding transcription factor activity, RNA polymerase II-specific; zinc ion binding; transcription cis-regulatory region binding. The coding region runs from base 1 to 1806 and encodes 601 amino acids. Gene Ontology annotation, biological process: positive regulation of transcription by RNA polymerase II. The transcript is spliced from 2 exons. NCBI's taxonomy places the organism in Eukaryota, Fungi, Ascomycota, Eurotiomycetes, Eurotiales, Aspergillaceae.
AUGGGGUUUCUCUUUCAAUCAACAUGUGAUGAGACAAAACCAAGCUGUCAGGAAUGUACCAAAAAGGGACAUACCUGCCCCGGCUACCAGAAGCAGGGCUUGCAAUGGCGAUAUGUCUUCAAGGAAAGCGACGAGUCAAACCUGCCAGUGCCACCCGCUGAAUCUCCCGAAACAAUCGCAACUGAAUCUUCUGAAGUGGAGAAUCCACCCCACAAUGAACAGGAACAUUCUCAGAAUGAGACCCAGAAUAUCUGGGAUGCAGCCUGCUCGAACAUCUUUGAUCAGUUGCCUGAUUUUGAUGAACCAAUAGAUUCUUGGUUUCACCCCGAGGCGGGAUUUCAGGAUACAGCUUUGGCAAAAUCCGAUAGUGCGGUAGACGGGUUGUCGAUUUUACGCCAACGACUGACCAACACAUCCGUUCCCUCCUUCCUCAUCCAACUGCCAGUGAUGCUAGUGCAGUAUUAUUUCCAUACUGUUUGCAAUCAGUGGUCAUCUUUUGACUGCCCACUCAAUCCAUUUAGAACCAUCAUCAGCCGGGUUUGGAGUCGAAAUGCAGCUAUUUACUUUGCUAUACAAAGUAUGUCGGCUGCAUCUUUGGCCAACGAUUUCCCAAACAUGCGAGCGAUUGGGAUACAAACACAGCAGCAAGCAAUUGCAUGCCUUAAUAAUAGUGCUCAAAGGGGCUCAGCUCAGACCAAGGAUGAUGAAUAUUUCCUAGCACUUCUCAUGAUCGGAUCUACUACUGGCUGGCACGAUGCUUCCGAUUUGGGGCUUCCAUAUCUGAGAGCAGCUCAAGACCAUCUCCUAAGACAAGAACGCCGAUGCAAAAACCCCGACUCUGCCUUAGCAAAGCAAUAUCCACUUUUCAAGCAGUGUUUGCUUUGGUGGAAUUUGUUAGCUGCUUUUGUGACGGAGGAAUCACCCAUUCUCGAUGUGGAACGCUCGACAGACAACAGUGAUACAGAUUUGUCAGUAUAUCUUAUUGAUGGACAGGUUUUACCACACCCAUGGACAGGAUCUCUGCGGUAUUCCUUGGGCCUCUUCUAUCGCACGGCAAGAGUUAUUCGGGCCACGAAAACCGCAUACCGCCGAAGGCCUGAAAACCUAGAUCCGACCUUGAUCUACUUGAGCUCCAUGGCCGAAGAACUGGAUCUCAGACAGAAGGCUGAGCAUCUUGAAGAGAAGAUUCUCUUUUCGGGCUUCUCCUUCUACUGUGGGCCUGUCGAUAUUGGUGACACCAACACGCCGCCGUCUCAUUUUCUCACAUUAGCCGAAGCAUACCGGUGUACGGCGCUUUUGCAAAUCUACCACGUUUUCCCGGACAUAUUCGAGGCAAGAUUCCGCAAUAAUCAGAGCGCGGAUGACGAAAACCCUAUCCCGGCCCUCUUUUUGUUGUUGUUCCCACUUGCUGUUGACGGAUCAUCACGCUCGGUAGAAGACGCACGACACAUGCUGGCAUUGCACAUAGUAUCCCUCUUGGAGCAACUACCUUCAACCUCUGGAACCAAGGUCAUGCAACCUAUUGUUUUGGCUUGUAUCUCUAGUGACCUUGUCUUCGCGUCUGGCUCUGUCUUGGGCGCUACUGUAGAUGCGAUUCCUAGCUUGAAUACGCUUGAUGUCGAGAUUGCCCAGGCCAGACGAAAGGUCAAAAUGAGAUUGUCCGAGCUUACCUUGAUUUUACCAAAGCUGCCAAUGCAACGCAUCUAUAAUGUGGUGCAAGAGACGUGGGACCGUGCAGACUCGGGUUCGGGGGAAUUCUGGCUGGAUGUUAUGCUGGAUUUGAAUUUGGAAACAAUCAUGGGAUGA